This is a messenger RNA of Brassica oleracea var. oleracea, 1146 nucleotides long. Its product is annotated as transcription factor DIVARICATA. NCBI's taxonomy places the organism in Eukaryota, Viridiplantae, Streptophyta, Magnoliopsida, Brassicales, Brassicaceae. The coding region runs from base 130 to 906 and encodes 258 amino acids. The record is from RefSeq and is a predicted model, not a curated record. Gene Ontology annotation, molecular function: DNA binding. The transcript has 2 exons.
UUGUAAUAAUUUCCUCUAAGAAAAAGCUCUGCUUAUUUUUUUCUCCCUCACUGGAGACUCCAAACAGUCAAUAAGAAAAAAAGGCAUAGAUUCUCUUCUUCUUCUCUCUCUCUUUCAAGAUACAUAGCUAUGUCAUCGACGAACGGAGGUUACCAGGAGAACACAAACUGGAUUUUUCAAGAAGUCAAAGACGCCAUGUGGACGGUUGAAGAAAACAAACGGUUCGAGAAAGCUCUAGCCGUUCUCGGCGACAAAGACGACCUAGAGAGCUGGUCCAACAUCGCCGCUUUGAUCCCGGGGAAAUCCGUAGAUGACGUCAUUAAACGAUACAAGAAGCUGGAGGAUGACAUCAGCGACAUCGAGGCCGGACUUGUCCCCGAUCCGGGCUACUGCUCCGAUGCCUCCGCAGGUGAUUACUUCUUUGGGCUAGAGAACUCCGGUUACGGUUACAAUUAUGUCGUCGGAGGAAAGAGAAGUUCGCCGGCGACGACCGAUGGUUUCAGGCUUCCGAUGCCGGAAAAAGAACGGAAGAAAGGAGUUCCAUGGACCGAGGAAGAACACCGACGAUUCCUAAUGGGUUUGAAGAAAUAUGGAAAGGGAGAUUGGAGAAACAUUGCAAGAAACUUUGUGACAACUCGAACGCCGACGCAAGUUGCUUCCCACGCUCAAAAAUAUUUCAUUCGACAGCUCACCGAUGGUAAAGACAAACGGCGGUCAAGCAUUCACGACAUUACAACCGUUAACGUCCCCGAUGCAAACGCACCAACAACCGCCACACCCGCCGCCGCAACAGUCUCUCCUACUCCAACCAACCCUUUUGACGUUUUCCUUCCUCCAAAGCCUCAUCACAGUUUCGCGUUUUCGCCUGCGUCUAGUUAUCAUAACACGUUUCCGCAAUGGAGUUGAAAAUCAUAUAUAAAUCUAGAGUUUGUCUUAUAAAUGGUUAUAUAUGUUUUCUACGCCUAUGAAAUUGUUCAUGCAGGAUUUUGUAAAUAUUUGUAAAAAAAUUGAAAGUUUGUGUGAUCAUGCAAAUAUUAGGUUGUGGUUGAUUGUAAUUUCCUGUUAAGCAAGUUUAUAUUACUAAAAUGUAUGUGGCUUAUCCGUACACUAAUUUAUUUAUAUGUAUUAUAAUGUUAUUGCCGUUGA